UAUCAGAAAUUAUAAAAAGUCAUGUACUUUGUACAGGAUGAAACGGGCAACAUUUAUAUUUGUGUUGGAAUUAUUAACUCCUCAUCUUCAGAAACACUCAGAAAAAUUCGGGCGUCAUCCAAUAACACCUGAGAAGCAAUUAUUAAUAGCUAUUUGGAUGAUGGCCACACCCAAUUCAUACAGAUGUGUAAGUGAUCGAUUUGGUAUUGGAAGAGCAACAGCUUGGAGAAGUGUUAUGAAAGUAGUCAAUGCUUUAUACUACCAUUUGCAUACAUUUAUAAAAUGGCCAUCCCUGGAAGAAGUCACAGCUAUGACAACAAUAAAAAAUAGAUAUGGGUUCCCAAAAGUAUUAGGUGCAAUUGAUGGUACUCAUAUAAAAAUAGCAGCACCAAAAAAGAACCCCGAAUGUUAUAUAAAUAGAAAAGGAUAUCAUUCAAUACAAUUACAGGUUAUAUGUGAUUCAAGUCUAAAAUUUAUUCACUGUUAUGCUGGACAAGUUGGGUCCGUACAUGAUAUGAGAGUCUUCAGACUAUCAGGAUUUCAGAAUAUGUGCACAGAGGAAAAUUUUCCUGAAAAUAGUCACUUAUUGGGGGAUUCUGCAUAUGGAAUACAAAAAUACAUUAUGAUACUUUUUCGAGAUAAUGGGCAUUUGACAGAAACUCAAACAAAUUAUAAUAAAAUACAUUCUUCUUCACGAAUGAUUGUAGAAAGGUCAUUGGGAUUAUUAAAAGGAAGAUUUAGAAGUAUUCUCGAUACUUUACCAAUGACUAGGACUGACUUAAUACCAAAAUAUAUAGUAACUUGUUGCAUUUUACAUAAUAUAUGUUUAUUACAUAAUGAUAUAAUAGAUAUACCUAUAAUUGUUAAUGAUGGACAAAAUGAAAAUCAUGAAAUUAUCGAUAGUGCAACUAAAGAAGAAGGCAUACAAAAAAGAGAUUUUAUCGCCCAAACACUUCUAAAUCGUCAACUAUUUGUAUAAUACAUAUACAUAUAAAAUACAUUAUAUAUAUUUUUAAGAAUGUAUACUUUAUUUAUAAUCUUUAUACCAUUUGUAUACCAUUAAUAAAUAAAAACUAUUUUAUUUGUCU
Molecule: messenger RNA, 1088 nt
Organism: Nylanderia fulva
Lineage: Eukaryota; Metazoa; Arthropoda; Insecta; Hymenoptera; Formicidae
Source: RefSeq, a predicted model, not a curated record